Dioscorea cayenensis subsp. rotundata (Guinea yam) is the source of this 1998-nucleotide messenger RNA. Its product is annotated as subtilisin-like protease 4. NCBI's taxonomy places the organism in Eukaryota, Viridiplantae, Streptophyta, Magnoliopsida, Dioscoreales, Dioscoreaceae. Gene Ontology annotation, molecular function: serine-type endopeptidase activity. The record is from RefSeq and is a predicted model, not a curated record. The coding region runs from base 1 to 1998 and encodes 665 amino acids. Gene Ontology annotation, biological process: proteolysis. The transcript is spliced from 4 exons.
AUGGACCAUGUUGCACAGUGCUUACAACCCGUUUCUUACAUGGGCUUGGCCUGCCGGUCCAACCGGCGGGCCAACCCGCCGGGCCACAGGCAUGGUUAUGGCAACCAGCUAUAUUCAGUUCUUGAUGACCAAAAUAACAAGAAAGAUUGCCAACAUCGAAUCUACAUUGUUCAUGUCCGAAGCCUGAAGCAUGAUGAGUUGCUUGGUGAUGAAGAUGUAGAACAUUGGCAUAGGUCUUUUUUGCCAAACACUACACUUGAUACUGGUGAGCCACGCUUGGUUUACUCGUAUCAUCAUGCAAUUAGUGGAUUUGCUGCAAGACUAACUUCGGAGGAAGUGAGGACUAUGGAGUCCAUAGAAGGGUUCUUAAUGGCACGACCAUCUAGAAAACAAAAGCUCUCCACUACCUAUACACCAAGUGGCAUUACUCCCGACCAUGCUUCUUUCAUGGAUGAUGGCACAAUGCCACCGAAACCCCCCAAAUGGAAAGGGAGUUGUCGUUUUCGCAACAAAACACUAUGCAACAACAAGCUCAUCGGCGCUAUUGCAUUUCGUGGCUCAAGAAGGCCUUCACCAAAAGAUAGUAGGAAAGAUGGGCAUGGGACACAUGUUGCGGGCAUUGCAGCAGGAAGUUUCGUUGAUAACGCUGACGUUCUUGGGCUUGCCAAGGGCACAGCAUCAGGUACCGCACCUAAAGCUCAUCUUGCUAUAUAUAGGGCUUGCACCAGUAAGACAUGUGAUGAUGCAGAUAUUGUGGCAGCUAUAGAAGAAGCCAUUAAAAAUGGUGUGGAUAUUCUCUCACUUUCUCUAGGACAAGAAUCAAUUCCAUUUUAUGAUGAUGACACAUUGAUUGCAGCACUCUCUGCUGUUAGAGCAAAAAUAUUUGUUUGUAUGGCUGCAGGAAACUUAGGCCCUCGUCUAAAGAGUGUUGAGAAUGGUGCUCCAUGGAUCCUUACUGUUGGAGCUAGCACCCACGAUAGGAGAGCUAGCGCUACCGUCAGACUAGGAAAUGGUGUGGAAGUUGAAGGAGAAUCUGGUUACCAACCAAGCACGUUCAAUGCCGCAGGUAACAUCAUCUUCCCGGGUUUUCGAGGUCAGAAUGGCACACUAGGAUGCAAGAAAGACUCUUUCAAUAACAUUGACAUAAAGGGAAAGAUCGUUCUUUGCUCAAUUGAAAUAGGAAAGUUCAGAGACAUGAGCAUCAAUGUCAAAGAAGCCGGAGGGGUGGGGAUGAUAGUGUUGGAUACAUUUGUGCAAGGAUCUACUACUUUCUCUGAUGAUUAUGUACUUCCAACAGCUCAUGUCAAUUACACCGAGGCAUGGAAAAUUAGUGGUACAUCAAUGGCCACACCUCAUCUCGCAGGGAUAGCGGCACUACUGAAGAACACUCAUAAGAACUGGUCGGUAGCAGCAAUUAGAUCAGCAAUCAUGACAACUGCUGACAGGUUUGAUCUUGAUGGAGACCCGAUUUUUCAUGACUAUGAUCUACAAAAAGAUCAUGCAAAUACGACUGACAUGGGUUCAGGACAAGUGAAUCCUAUUGCAGCCAAUGACCCUGGUCUUAUUUAUGAUAUAAACCACGAUCACUAUAUUCAGUAUCUUUGUGGUCUAGGUUACAAUGACACACAAGUUUCAAUUGUCGCUGGUAGUUCAGUUAAGUGUUCCAUUGUUGGCAGCAUUGCUCCUGAGGAUCUUAAUUAUCCUUCAAUAUCAAUAUAUUUGGAUCCCUUGAAAACGAAGUCCGUCAAGCGUACAAUAACAAAUGUUGGGGAUGCUAAUGAGCUUUACAACAUAGACGUUGAAGAACCUAAUGGAAUCAGAGUGGUGGUUUCUCCAUCACCAAUUCAAUUUUCAAGGAUUGGUGAGGAGAAGAGCAUUAGUCUUGAAUUUAGUAGUAAUGGAAUGGCUUUAAACCAAGGCAGUAUCUUGGAUGGACAACUUAAAUUGGACUCAGGCAAGCACUUUGUAAGGAGCCCAAUAUCAGUCACCAUCCUUUAA